Grammomys surdaster is the source of this 2394-nucleotide messenger RNA. RefSeq names its product nudE neurodevelopment protein 1 like 1 (gene Ndel1). Gene Ontology annotation, biological process: microtubule nucleation; mitotic centrosome separation; chromosome segregation. Gene Ontology annotation, molecular function: microtubule binding. The record is from RefSeq and is a predicted model, not a curated record. The transcript has 10 exons. Gene Ontology annotation, cellular component: kinetochore; kinesin complex; centrosome. Lineage: Eukaryota; Metazoa; Chordata; Mammalia; Rodentia; Muridae. Bases 207 to 1193 code for a protein of 328 amino acids.
GUGCGUCACAGAAUGGCCUCCGACACCCUGGGAGCCCCUGACGUGUCGGGGAGGAGCCCGGUGCGGGGGUACGCGGAGUGGAGCUCAGGGCUGCGGAAGGGAGCAGAGCUGAGCGGCUGGGCGGGCCUGGCCAGGCCAGCGGAGCAGAGACGUCGGUCGAGCGGCGGCGAACAUGCGCUUUUGACACAUUGGCGGCUUUCUUGAUCAUGGAUGGUGAAGAUAUACCGGAUUUUUCAAGUUUAAAGGAAGAAACUGCUUAUUGGAAGGAACUGUCCUUAAAGUAUAAGCAGAGCUUCCAGGAAGCUCGGGAUGAGCUAGUUGAGUUCCAGGAAGGAAGCAGAGAAUUAGAAGCAGAGUUGGAGGCACAGUUAGUACAGGCUGAACAAAGAAAUAGAGACCUGCAGGCUGAUAACCAAAGACUGAAAUACGAAGUGGAGGCACUAAAGGAGAAACUGGAGCACCAGUAUGCACAGAGCUACAAGCAGGUCUCAGUGUUAGAAGACGAUUUAAGUCAGACCCGGGCCAUUAAGGAGCAACUGCAUAAGUACGUGAGGGAGCUGGAGCAGGCCAACGACGACCUGGAGCGAGCAAAGAGGGCAACAAUAGUUUCACUGGAAGACUUUGAACAAAGGCUAAAUCAGGCCAUUGAACGAAAUGCAUUUUUAGAAAGUGAACUUGAUGAAAAGGAAUCUUUGUUGGUCUCAGUACAGAGGUUAAAGGAUGAAGCAAGAGAUUUAAGGCAAGAGCUAGCAGUUCGGGAACGACAGCAGGAAGUGACCCGAAAGUCUGCUCCCAGCUCUCCAACUCUGGACUGUGAGAAGAUGGAUUCUGCUGUCCAAGCUUCGCUCUCCUUGCCUGCAACGCCUGUUGGGAAAGGCACAGAAAACAGUUUUCCUUCACCAAAAGCUAUACCAAAUGGCUUUGGAACCAGUCCUCUAACUCCUUCUGCUAGGAUAUCAGCACUAAACAUCGUGGGAGAUCUCUUGCGGAAAGUAGGGGCUUUAGAAUCCAAGCUAGCAGCUUGCAGGAACUUUGCAAAAGACCAAGCAUCCCGCAAAUCCUAUGUUCCAGGGAGCGUUAACUGUGGGGUAAUGAACAGCAACGGCCCAGAGUGCCCAAGGUCAGGGCGAGCAACUUUCUUCCAUAAAGGGCAAGAAAAAGUCAUAUUUCCUACGUUGUUCAUGGGGCAGUAAACGGCUUUGAUCCAGCUCCUCCUCCUCCUGGGCUGGGCUCCUCACGCCCAUCGUCAGCACCGGGUAUGCUGCCUCUCAGUGUGUGAGUGCCCGGCCUCCAGGUGGGCCCCUGCCCUCUUCCAGCAGCCCAGGACACCUACGCCUCGUCCCUUGGUGCCUGGGUACAGCCCUGUGCCCCUCUGUCCGCCUCUUCACCGCUGGCAGAGGGCAGGCUGCAUGCAGUGGCGGCUGCUGGGCCCUGCCCAGCCCCAGGACUCUGCGCGAUAUCAAUACUGGCUAUUUUCUCUUCUCGCCGUAGUGCCGUUGGUUUCACAUGAUUGCACUUUUGUGGGUCCCAGGUGAUACACAUGUGUGUCACUCGAUCACUGGAUGUGGAAGUACCCGUUCAUCACAUCUGCCUCAGCCCCGUUUUGCUGUGCUGAUAGGAUUUAGUUGUGUUUAGGACAUUGCAGAUCUUCUAGACGUUCCCCUCAAUCAGGUUGAUAAGACCUAAGCUCCUGCCAAGCGUCUUCAGUGCUCACAAUCAUGUGUCCCCAGCCUCACCCCUGCAGUUCAGGCCUGUUUCUGGCAGUCAGGAACGUCUCUGAAUUAUGGAACAUUGUCUGUACCUUCUGACUUUAUGUAAGCAGUCCAUUCCAUUGCUUGUUUCUCAAAGCAGCGAGAUGCCUGUCUGAGCUGCAGGAGGCAGGGGCAGCUGGGACAUGGGCACUCCAGGGCUGGGCCUCUGUGUUGCCCUCUCCUCUGUGCCUCAGACUCAGGAGGCAGGUGGCAACCACCUCGCCAGCUUUCCAGGCCCUCAGUUCAAUGACAUCUCUCAGAGCAUUUUUGUUCUCUCCUCUGAAGGUCCGUCCACUUGCAUUGGGAAGGGUUGAGGGGCCUGAUUCUGGGGCUGCUGGUGCCAGCUCUUGGGGGCAGACUGGCUAGAGGUGUUUGUCCCUUGUCCCUUUGAUUAUUCUCAUGCUGCACUUACUGUUUACAUUUGUUUUCUUGUACAUAGGUUUGUAAACAUUAUUGCCUAAGAUAUUUGUAUAUAACUUGGGCUUUGUAGCUUUUAUUUAUUCAGACUCGUACGGCAUGUUAGUGACUUAAGAUGGUGUCCUACUCUGGGCAGCCGUAUAGGAUCAUCAUGUUAAAAGAAGAUACUUCCCUCCAAAAAAAAUCUUUUAAUGUGGAAACAAUAAAUUUCACAGAAAAAAAAAAA